Messenger RNA from Brassica oleracea var. oleracea, 1264 nucleotides. Its product is annotated as deoxyhypusine hydroxylase-like. The record is from RefSeq and is a predicted model, not a curated record. Bases 102 to 1049 code for a protein of 315 amino acids. The transcript has 7 exons. NCBI's taxonomy places the organism in Eukaryota, Viridiplantae, Streptophyta, Magnoliopsida, Brassicales, Brassicaceae. Gene Ontology annotation, molecular function: deoxyhypusine monooxygenase activity. Gene Ontology annotation, biological process: peptidyl-hypusine biosynthetic process.
CGAAUCGGAUUCUCUCUCCUCUCUAGUAUACAAAAACCCUAGUCGUCGUUGGCUCUGUUACUCUCCGUCGUCUUUCAACCGCCGAUCAAACAGAUUUUGUGAUGGCAGCUAAGGCAUCAGCUUUAUCGACGGAAUACGGCGGAGUAAGUAACAUGGAGAAGUUUCUCUGCGAGCGAUUGUUGGACCAGUCGCAGCCAAUCUCAGAGCGAUUCAGAGCUCUCUUCUCUCUUCGCAACUUGAAAGGCCCUGGUCCUCGCAACGCUCUAAUCCUCGCAUCCAGAGAUUCAUCCAACUUGUUAGCACAUGAAGCUGCCUUUGCGUUGGGACAGAUGCAAGAUGCUGAAGCAGUUCCUGCUCUAGAGUCGGUUCUUAAUGAUAUGUCUUUGCAUCCUAUAGUGCGCCAUGAGGCAGCAGAAGCUCUUGGAGCUAUUGGUUUAGCGGGCAAUGCCGACAUUUUGAAGAAAAGCUUGAUCUUUGAUCCUGCUCAGGAGGUUCGGGAAACAUGUGAGUUAGCUCUCAAAAGGAUUGAAGAGCUGAGUAAUGUUGUUGAUGCGGAGACAAAGAGAUCACCUUUCAUGUCUGUUGACCCUGCGGCUCCAGCUGCUGCUUUCUCUUCCGUUCACCAAUUGAGGCAGAUUCUUAUGGAUGAAACAAAAGGCAUGUAUGAGAGAUAUGCUGCUCUUUUCUCUCUGAGGAAUCAUGGUGGAGAGGACGCUGUUUCUGCUAUUGUUGAUUCUUUGAGUGCUGAUAGUGCCCUUCUACGACAUGAGGUUGCUUAUGUCUUGGGGCAAUUACAAAACAAAGCUGCUUUAGAUACUCUAAGCAAAAUACUUAGAGAUGUGAAUGAGCACCCAAUGGUUAGACACGAGGCUGCAGAAGCGCUUGGUUCUAUUGCAGAUGAACAGAGCAUCGCAUUGCUACAGGAAUUCUCAAGGGACACUGAGCCGCUUGUUUCUCAAAGCUGUGAAGUUGCACUGAGCAUGUUGGAAUUUGAAAAUUCAGGCAAAUCAUUCGAGUUCUUUUUCACACAAGACCCGCUUGUUUGCUAAGAAUCGUAUCAUUCUUCUUCAAUCACUUGCCAACAAAGGAACACAAACUUUAGGAGCAAGCGAGAGAAAAGAAACUGCUACUUAGCAUCUCAUUUAUGUAACGAUUAUCAUAAGUCUCUGUAUUGAGUUUAAGGUUAAGAUACAUUGUCUUGAUCCGUAUGAAAACUUUCCAUUGUUAAAGAAAGGGAAUGAGUAAUUGCCAGAUACUUAACUUA